Messenger RNA from Armigeres subalbatus, 5741 nucleotides. It is a transcript of the gene Pez, whose product is annotated as tyrosine-protein phosphatase non-receptor type 14. The coding region runs from base 1233 to 5126 and encodes 1297 amino acids. The transcript has 8 exons. NCBI's taxonomy places the organism in Eukaryota, Metazoa, Arthropoda, Insecta, Diptera, Culicidae. The record is from RefSeq and is a predicted model, not a curated record. Gene Ontology annotation, biological process: protein dephosphorylation. Gene Ontology annotation, molecular function: protein tyrosine phosphatase activity. Gene Ontology annotation, cellular component: cytoskeleton.
UCGGUUUUUCCUCGCACUGCUUGCGACCGUUUUGUGUGUCCGCGUCCGCGCUAGUUCGCGUCCUCCUUCGCCUCUCACCGACCAAAGUGCCGUUUGAUAGUCGCGAGUUUUCCGUCGUAUACGUCGUCAGCAAAAGCGCGAUCGUUGUUCUCUGCUGCGGCGCUGGCUACUCACCUCAGUCAUUUUCGUUCCACUUGCGUUUUCAAAACCUCGGCGACGACGAUCGUGAUCGGAUGCGUCAUUUUUCGACAUUUUUAUUUUGAUUUCCCAUCAUCAUAUUGUUGCUGGCUGGCAAUUUUCGGACUUGGAUGUGAGACUCCCCUCAAUAGCAGGUCAUUCGUUGGUCCAAUCGGACAGUGGUGCGUCGCGUUCGGUUCGGUGUUGUUUGGAAAGUGGCCCCGCCAGUGGCGGAUGGCUACCUGAGUUUUGUCGUCGUGGAACUGCAGCCCAGAAGUGCCUCCUUCGCGAAACCAGAAACGACGUGAACUUUGUGCCACGGUUGCAAACGACAGUUCUAGCAGUGCGAGAACCAAGGAAUUAAUGAAGAACGGCGGGUUUUAUUCUCCAGCUUGGAAGUGCCUUUUGUGGAAUGUUGCGUACGUGCGUGUCAGAGUGUUUUUAUUGUGAUUGCGAGAAUCCCGUCAAAGCCAGGUGCAUCGUUAGCAACAGAAGCAUCAAAUCAACCAACAGCUCGGUGGCCAAUCAACCCGGUAGUAGAGACACCGUGCCGAAUCCGCCACACGAAAUAUCUCUCGCGGCAAUGAAGCGUGUUCGCACCGUGAUUAGUCCAUGGAAAUAGUGCCCCGUCGAAAACAACCAAGUGUGUACCACUUCCCCGUGCACCUAUUUGAAAUGCAUGUUCGGUGAUAAAUUGUUCAGUGUUACACAUUUCAUCGAUAGCCGGGUGCGCAAAUAAGAAAACAGCACAAAUAGGCAGUGCAGCGAAAAUCAGUGCGUGAUCGGAUGUCAAUGUGGCGGCGCAGCGGCACGGAGUGCAAUUAUCGAUCAUUAAUGCCGAUUCUGCCGAAAAAAAAAACAACGACCAAAGUUUGAAUGAUAGUGAACAGAGAGCGAACCGCGUGCCCGCUCGUUGUUACUAGGAGUGUAACGUAAAGCAGAAAUAAGCAUAGGGCGGAGGGGCCAAAUUAAUGGUUUGAUGCUGGGAACACGUGAAGCGGCAAACCGGAAGUAAUAGCAGCCAGCAACACUACCGCCAAACAAGAACAAACAAGAUGCCGUUCAAACUGAAGCUGAAAAAAUCCCGACACUAUAAUGUCAUGUCCAAAAGUUUGUUCGUGAUUUCCGUCGACCAUCUAGAUUCAUCCACCAAAAUUGAUUGCACCCUCAGCUCGGAAAGCACCGGCCAAGAGUGUUUGGAGAAUGUCUGCCAACGGAUAUCGAUCAGCCAGCCGGAGUUCUUUGGUUUGCGAUAUGAGGUCAAGGGUAGCACUACCGGCGAAAUGCGAUGGGUUGACCUGGACCGGCCCAUCAGUCGACAGUUGGAAAAGUUCUCCGCCAACAUGAAGGUACUGUAUCUUCGGGUUAUGUAUUACGUUUUGUCCGGGGUCAGUUUGAUCCAGGACGAGGGUACGCGCAACUACUACUUUCUUCAGCUGAAACAUGAUGUGAUCGAAGGUAGAAUUAACUGUGAUCCAAAACAAGCGGUAAUUCUAGCAAACUACAGUCGUCAGGCCGAAUAUGGCAAUCAUCAGGACCGCCAUACGGUGGACUACCUCAAGACGCUGUUGUCGUUUCCGAAGGAGAUGAUCCAAGCGGAUUUACUGGAGACAUUAACUGAAGAGGUGAUACGACAAGCAUACGAGUUACAUAACGUAACGCAAGGAGCGGCAGAAAGCUUAUACAUUUCUGCGUGUCAGCAGUUAGAUGGAUACGGACAGGAAACGUUCGCAGCCAAAGACGAACACGCAGGGGAAGUGACGCUGGGAAUCUCAGUCUCGGGCAUAAUUGUGGCCAGCGAUUCGAAUAAGUUCUACCCUUGGCGUGAUAUAAAGAAUGUACUCAACCAUAAAAAGUAUUUCAACAUAGAAUGUUCAGAUGCCAGUGAGAAUGUGAGAUUUACGGUGACGGACUCGACGACUGGAUCUUACAUCUGGAGGCUAUGUGCAAUGCAGCAUCGGUUCUUUGCUCGGUUCGAGAAAAAUCAAACACAAGCGAGCCAGUUAAAUUUAAAUCUAUUCCAAAAUGAGCAUUUGAACGAUAGCAGAGACGACCUGCUGAAUGAAAGUCAGUAUCAGAUAUCCUCCUCGGCAAUGAGUCAUAUAAUGGGUUCAGCGAAUUGGAAGAGCAAUAAUGAGCUGGCUGCGCAUUCUGCGGCGAGUGUUUGGAACAACUCUGCACAUUCAAUGGGAAUGAUGGUAGAAUCCCAACCUUCACCGCUAGUAGCUUCAAAUGUCAAUAUCGGCAGUAUAGGUAACCUUAACAAUAAUAGUCUUAUGAACUCAAAUGCCAAUGUCAUGCAGUCAAGAUCGUCACUGCAAACAUCCACACUAGAUUUGAAUCUAAACUCAUCGUCGGUGCCAUUGGAAUGUUCGGUUCACAGUUCUAACUGGGCCAUAAAUCCAGCCGGUUCGAACGCAUCACUGAUCAAUCGUGCACAAAGCUCAUCCUGCCUAGAUUUAAGUAAUAAUAACGUAAGUCAAGAUCGGGAGCGACUCAAAGCGCUUUUACCGACAUAUCGGCCUGCUCCGGACUAUGAAACUGCCAUACAACAAAAGAUGCGGAGCAGUACCAACGACGUCCGUUUAAGUAACGGUAAUUUGUUGCAUUUGUCUGCUUCUCAAAUGUUGGCUCAAGAUCAUAACCAUUUGGAUUAUAACAUAACCGGAAGUCAGCCGGACGUCUCCUACUUCACCCAAUCGAUCCAACAUCAACCCACAAUUCACCAACAGCCAUACCCGGAUGUUACUCAUCACACAACGCCGCAUAUGAUCGGGCCACACUACUCGGACGCAUCGGAUUAUGGUCUCACACAUCGAUUCAAAAUGAUGAGAUUAGUAAAACCGCCUCCACCUUACCCGGCCAAUAGAUUGAGUUCUACGUCGACUCCUGAUUUAGCCUCUCAUCGUGCGCUUUUGGGGUACCGCGGUGCUCACGUCUCCGGAUCUAGUCCCGAUCUUGUAUCAACUCGUCCACUCAUGAACCAUGCUCAGCUUAUGCAACUAUCUCAAAACAACCAAAUUUUCUACCCGGGCGCCCAUCAGCUACGACACUCGCAAAAUAUCGUUCCGCACGGUACAUACGAGAAUCUAAACUUUGUUGAACCGACGAAACCCGGACUACAUCCCGCUGCCCGAGGUGGAAACGUUCUAUACUAUAUGCCAACCGAUGUUGAACACCUGCUCAUAACAGAUGGAACUCAAUUCCACAAUGGUGCCAUCGGAAUCAGCCCCAAAGCUCACUUGCAUCGGUCUUCCCAGCAUAUAAAUGGAUCGAUUGAACCCAUCUACGAAAAUGUACCUUUGCCUUGGAAAAACGAAAACGAAUCCAUAGGUGAAAUUCGUAACCGAACGUCCAGCGUGCAAUCUGCCCCGGGAGUGUCACGUGUUAGUCAAGAACCCCAAAUUGCCGUCGCUCAGCAACCUAAAUUUUGCGUUCCGGAGCAACACAUCGCCCCACCUCGUCAUCCAAAACCUGCCCCUGAAUCAACGGAAUACCUAAUAACCCAUCAAGAUCCCUUCACGAUCCCAUCAAACCAACCUCCUCCACCGCAAGCCAUACAACCGGUCGCGCAAAACCCCCCAACUCCAAUUUCUCACCAGGAAGUUAUCAACCGAUCCCACUCCACGAAUGUACUCGACUCGUCUGCGUAUUCCACCUUCGCUCCAGAUUCUACCAACUCGGUGACGCACAACUCCACCUCAAUCAUCUCCAAUUCCAAUCCUAAAUCCCACCGAUCCUACGAUCACUAUUCCCAGAAUGACUCCGGAAUUAGUUCCGUGACAGCUUCCUCCUCGCACGUGACCAAUCACAACCUGAGCGCGUCAAUCUCGACCACGUCGGGAAGCAGCUCGGUAAAGGAAACUAAGCGGCGAAGGUUCUGGGAUAUUCUUGGAGGUCGAUCGAAGAAUUCGUCAGACAAACAGAAAAGUGCCACCCUUGGGCGAGAAAAGGACAGGAAAAACAAGUCAGCAGCCGUGGCCACGGCAAGCGGAGGUAGUGCCAACAGUUCCAUGCACGAAGGCCAAAUUAAGCAUCGAUGGUCGACGGGGAUGCCCCGACAGCAGCCGCUGCCGUCCAACAUCAGCAAAGAGAAGUUGUGCUCACUACUGGAAACGAAACUCGCGGAUCCGCAGCUCUAUUGUGAAUUCGAGCGGAUACCGAAGCGGGUGGAAAAUUCCAAAUACGACUGUGCGCUGGCCGAUGAGAACAAGAACAAAAAUUUCGAUCCCAACUUCCUGCCGUUUGACAACAACCGCGUUCGGUUGACUCCGACGAGGGACAAUCGAAUGGGUUACGUGAACGCUUCGCAUAUAACUAGUACUGUUGGUAACAAGCAGAGGUUCUACAUCGUAGCCGAGAGUCCAAACGAUACGCUUACGACGAAUAUUUUCUGGCAGUGCGUCUGGGAGGCAGACGUGUAUCUACUGGUGCAGCUAUCGAGUGAACUGAACUAUAUCCCUCAGACUAGUGAGCGUUGUUUAGAAUAUGGGCAGUACCAAGUGUGGCGAGAGUUCUCACAAGAAACGGAUCGUUGCACCACCUCUAAGUUGCGUGUGUAUCAUACGCAGAGUCGACGCUAUAGAUCGGUGUGGCAUAUUUCGUACAGCGAGUGGGGUGAUCAGAAUUGUCCCAGCAAUGUGGGACAUUUCCUAGGUUUCCUAGAGGAACUCAACUCUGUUCGGUUGGCAUCGGUGGCCGAGGUACCGCCAUCACACAACACUAAUCCACCAGUGCUAAUUCACUGCAAUGAGGGCGGUGGUCGGACUGGAGUGACCCUAGUAGCUGAUCUACUCAUGUACACCCUGGAUCAUAAUCAGGACCUCGACAUCCCAAGGUUGAUCGGACAAAUACGACAGCAGCGGAACAACAUCAUACCAUCGCUAGCACAAUACAAGUUCAUUCAUGCCCUACUGAUUCAUUACCUGAAGCAAACACGACUCAUUUAGUAGAAGGAAAGUAAGGGAAUCACUUUUCGAAAAUAGUUAUUUAUUAACGCUUCACCUUACAACCAAGCUCAAGUAGUACGUCUACUGUGUAGUUUAUUUCCGUUUUAUUUUUCUUUUAUUUACGACUUUUUGAUAGAUUAGUCAUUUUAUGUUUUAUUUAAUUAUCCGGUAUUAUUGUGAAGUCAAAAGUAUUCUUCUAGUUAAUAUUUUAAACAAACGACUAAACUGUCUGAAAUGAAACGAAAUAGAAUGAGCUUGUGCCUUAUCGUUCUAUCCCUGGUUCGCGGGUUAGAGAACCCGAAAGCUGAAAUACAAAUAGCAGUCAAGAGCUAGGGGUCACACUAUUGUACAUAAGUCAUUUACGGCAAUUUUGCCAUUUUUAUAUGAGAACGAAUAACCAAGAAAAUGUUAAAGUUACGCGAAAAGAGUAUUUUAAUAAUUAAUUGCACUAUAACUGUGAAACAAAUCUAGUACUAACAAAUUUUAGGUGACUCAAAAUUAGGUUAAAAUGUAAAAGAACCUACUUAUGAAACGAACACAAAGACGUCUCAAUUUAUAACGAAACGAAGCAUACGUCCAAUAAAACUUCCCACUUGGAAGAAUUUACCGAUACCA